UUUGGCGGGCAGCUAACCGGCCAGGACGACGUGCUAACAAUAUCGAGUUCCUGACCAAAACUUGUAGGAAAAGGAGUGGCAGUUUACCAGUUUGGGCUUCUCUGGGGGACACCAGGUGCUGAAUCACCAUGUUAGACGGGGGCCAGUUUGUGGAGGCCUUGGGCCGUCUCGGUUAUCCUGAUGCAUCAUCACUGGAGGCCUCAAAGUUUGACUGGCUGUUCGACUGUGCUCCGGAGAACCUUCACUUCUUGCGCUUUGUCUGUCGGACACUCAACCGGAGCAAUGUUUUGACCAUGGAGGAGGCACGUGCUUUUCGGGAGCUACGUAAAUCUGGCAAACCAAUUCUGGAUGAAGCAGCCUUGGGUGAGGUCCUUAAAACCAUUGGACCUUCAGAUGGGAGCAGUGCAAACAUCUUGGGGCCCUCCUCUUCUUCUUCAUCAUCAUCUUCCAUCUUUGCAGCAGAGGGGGAUGUGGCCAUAGAGGAUUUGGAGGCAGAGCUUCAGGCGCUACGUAAAGAGAAAGAGCUGAAGCAGCGCCGUUAUAACAGGUUGCAGGUUGUGGCCACAUCCCGUGCAGAUGUUGACCUACGUCUCACUGCAGAGCUGGAGAGCGCUGCAUGUAAGCUAACAGAGGCCAAUUCUUCAAUUGGAGCUGAGAAUGCUGACACCAACACUCUGUUACAAAACCUAACAGAUGAGGUGAGCAAGCUUGCUUCAUAUCUCCCAGCUCAACCAGAAGCUAAUAACAAAGGAAAUGGAGAACCUGUGGUCCUAUCAAACCCCUCUGUCCGCAAAAAGCCCACUGUCCUCCUCUCUCAGUUGUCCUUGGAUCCAUACCUACAUCAGGAGGAGCUUAACACCAAAACACUAGCUGCCUUCACCCAGAAACAUUUCUUCCAGGGCAUCUCUGACAUCGUUGAGACUUCUUGCUCUGAGCGCUUCCAGGUCCUGGACCUCAGCUCUUGUGAAGUUGAAGAGGAAGAAGAGAAUGAGCAAGACAGGAAGGGUGAAGAAAGGGAGAAGCGGGUUGUGGAGUGCAAGAGGACAGAGAUGGCCAGACUUCAGUGGGCUCAUAUUGUGGCCCAACACCAGCUGAUGCAGGCCAUGUCAGAGGAAAAGAGUGUCAAGGCUGGACUGGACUGGCUCUCUGAAAAAUCCUCUCAUACUAAGAGCAUUUCCACGUCCUCCUCUCUUAAUGUGCGUGAGGUCGUGUCCAGGAAGGAGUUGCAAGCAGUGGAGGCUGAGCUGGAUGCUCUGCUCCAUGGACCAGUACCUGCUGCCCUUAGGGAGUCAGCCAGGCUACUUAAUGUGCCAGUGGUGAGGGGAGACUUGGCUCUGCAACUGGCCAGGCAGGACUACUACACAUCUAGACAGAAUCAGGUACGUGAUUACCUACUCCGCCAGAAGGCAUCGUUUGACCUGCUCCUGCUGGCCCAGGAGAUUGAGUUAAGGAGAUGGAGGACGUGUCUGAAGCAGCUAGGAGAAGUAAACAGCAGAAUGUUAAAGGAAGGUGAAGGAACAUCACUCAGGAUCGAGGCCCUGGCACAUCCUGACCUGGCAGUCAAUCCAAGGCCCAACCCUAUCAUCAGCUGCAAGGAUGCAGCCUUCAGCAGACUGCUCCAGAUCCUCGACCGUGAUUCAGACCAUGGUAGAGCGGAGCCUUUUCGCACAUACGAAGCGUUGGACCAGGCUGCUCGUGACCUCGCAGGCAACCUCCAGGUGACCCGGGACGCGCUAGCCGGGGCCGGCCGUGAGCAGUACUACCUAAAAGCUCGUCUUUAUGGCGACUGUGAGGCACUUCACAGGGCCAUGUACACAGAGUUCCAGCAGCUGGUCUUAGGUCCACAGGUACGUCCAACAGCCAUCACUGACCAGGAGCCGCUCUGCCCAAAUGCACAGGAGCUGACGACAAAGCUUGCGGAAGCAGAGUCUCAGCUGCAGAGUUUGCAGCAUGUGCUACAUGAAAUCAUGGGAGAGGUUAAAGCCAAACGCUCUCAGCUGGAGCGCAACGCUCUCCUCAGGCGGGAGAGGGAAUUGUACAUCUACUUCCACUUGGAUGCUCGGCUACUGCAGAAAGUAGUUGAAGAUCUGGAGAGCAAAAUGGCCACAAAGGGAGGGCAGCAGUAGUCAAACCUGUCAGAAUGACGGAGGAGCGCUCAUAGCCAGCCCACCUGCAACGUUCAGUCUGUGUGUUAAGGGAGUCAUCCUGUGUUAUUAAAGCAUGAAGAGAUGCAAGGCUGAUAAUAAGUAAACUCUGUUACCUGGGCACGGCUUAAUAAGUAAACCUUUUCUGCUGAGAACACAACCCUACCCAAACUCUCGACCUCUGGAGUAUACUUUGUGUGGGAGAGGAAGAGACUUAAUUCAGCACACAUCCUGGGGAAACAUCUGGUUGUAAAAGAGUGCCGCUGAUUCAUAUGAUGACUGGGAUUUAUUUGAGUGUGUUUAUUUCAAACAUUUUGUUCUAAUAUUAGAAUAAUUUUGUAAUUUAUUGUCUUGUGAUCUCAAAUUUGUUUCCGUUUUGUCUAAAGUCAUCUAAAAAAUAAAGCACAUAUGUUAUCUUUUA
This is a messenger RNA of Thunnus maccoyii (southern bluefin tuna), 2565 nucleotides long. It is a transcript of the gene haus3, whose product is annotated as HAUS augmin-like complex, subunit 3. The transcript is spliced from 6 exons. The record is from RefSeq and is a predicted model, not a curated record. The coding region runs from base 129 to 2126 and encodes 665 amino acids. Gene Ontology annotation, cellular component: mitotic spindle; HAUS complex; centrosome. NCBI's taxonomy places the organism in Eukaryota, Metazoa, Chordata, Actinopteri, Scombriformes, Scombridae. Gene Ontology annotation, biological process: centrosome cycle; spindle assembly.